This is a messenger RNA of Aspergillus wentii DTO 134E9, 519 nucleotides long. RefSeq lists its product as uncharacterized. NCBI's taxonomy places the organism in Eukaryota, Fungi, Ascomycota, Eurotiomycetes, Eurotiales, Aspergillaceae. The record is from RefSeq and is a predicted model, not a curated record. The transcript has 3 exons. The coding region runs from base 1 to 519 and encodes 172 amino acids.
AUGCCUCUCUACGAAGUCGAACACUCCAUCCCGUUGGAAAAAUCCGAACGCGAUCAACUCGCCCAGGAGAUUACACGCAUCCACGCCAGGAAAUUCACCACGCCCAGUCUAUUCGUGAAUAUCCGCUUCAUCGACGCGAACAGCCAGACAAAUUACGUCGGCGGAAAGGAGCGUUCUAUCAAUCGCAUCCUGGCUCACGUCCGCACCGGCGGAGACAGAAGCACCGAUGACUUUGGCAGCGUGGCUGCGUUGAUUCAUACCGCUUGGUUUCAAAUCAUUAAUCGCAAGGGAACUGACGACCGGACAGGGCGAGAAUUGAGCGCCGUGUUUAUCCUGGGCGACAUCAUUACGGGUAUAGAAAAGGGGCUUCUGAUACCAAAGGCCGGAGAAGAUGCAAAGUGGCUCAAGGAUCAUUAUGAAGUUUUUGAGGAACGGGCGGGGCGGGGGGAUGAAGACUUUGCUGGUCUGAUUGAGGAACUGCGGACUAGGACAGACUUGGUUGCGAAGCUGCAACAGUAG